UUGACUUGCAUUAAUUUCCUCCUGGUUCCUACAAAAACCGUUUGCCCUCACGCCGACCCGCCCGCCAAAAGCUCAAGGUAGGGGGAGCCCUUCCAAUUCCCGGCUUGCCCACCGAUCCCCAGAAAUCUUUCCCCGCCGGAUAUUCCAAGCCCACGCCGCGGAGCCCGUGCUCCCGCGAGCCGCGCCAAGGACGCCGCCCGCCUCAUCCAAAAUGGCCCCGCCCGCCCCGGCCGGCGCGCGCGAGCUCGUCGUCCCCGCCGCGCCCGCGCGGCCGGAGGAGCCUCAGGCUCCCCCUCCCCCUCCGCAUGAUCGGGACGUCGCCAAGCGCGGGCGCCCCGGCCCCCGGCCCCAGGGCGCCGGCGCGCGCAUCCUGUCCCUCGGCGUGCGGGCUGCGGUGAUGGCGGCCGCGAUCGCGAUCUUCCUCCUCUUCGCCGCCGCGUCCGCCGUGCUCCUCCUCGUCCUCGUCGUCGCCGCGCGCGCCUUCCGCCACCACCGCGGCAGCCGCUACCGCGUCCCGUCGCCCGGCCCGCCGUCGCCGCUCCGCGCGGGGCUCUCGCCCGCCGACCUCCGCCGCCUCCCGACCUUCGCCUUCCCCUCCCCCCCGCGCGGCUGCGACGGGACCCCCUCCGCCUCCCCGUGCGCCGUGUGCCUCGAGGCCGCGCGCGCCGGGGAGCGGUGGCGCGCGAUGCCGGCCUGCCGGCACGCGUUCCACGCCGCCUGCGUCGACCGCUGGCUCGCCAGGUCGCCCGCCUGCCCCGUCUGCCGCGCCGCCGUUGCCGUCCCGGCGAGGUGAUGCCGCGUCCUGCCCACGCGUGGGCAAUACACCAUACAGGUUUGGUUCUCGUUCGGUGCUCGGCAGAGUGCUCCGUGCCGUGCCGUGCCGUGUACGAUUGAUAGCUGCUGUACACUCCGCCAUGAAAUUUCUGCUUUUGUAAAGAGAGAUGCAGAAAAGGAAAUGAACCCAUAAAAGAUUGCCGUUUCUAAGAAAUUUUCGAUGUUAAGUUUACAACAUCGGGAAUUCCAUGCUCUGUGUUGUAGUGCACCAUGUGAAUUCUGAAGCAUGAGGAUUGGUUUGCCGCAACAUCCUGUACGGGGAUUAAUGUCUGAUGGGUACUGCUUAACAAUAGAAUUUGAAUGAUGUGAUCCUUCUCCCGCGCAACAAUAUAAUAGUGGUGUAGAAAGCUGGAGACUGAAGAAAUUUUGGAACUUCUGAAUAAUUCCGAAUUUAGUUGCACACUCAGGUACUUGAACCGAGGCACCGAGCAUUUAUAUUCUUGACCCAUUUAUUUCCAACUGCUAACUGCUUUCUUUCUUCCUC
Molecule: messenger RNA, 1318 nt
Organism: Panicum hallii
Lineage: Eukaryota; Viridiplantae; Streptophyta; Magnoliopsida; Poales; Poaceae
Product: RING-H2 finger protein ATL56-like
Exons: 1
Coding region: 212-793 (193 amino acids)
Source: RefSeq, a predicted model, not a curated record